ACUAGUAAAUAAAAUAACCUCAAAAGUUACCUCCGGCCUGGCCCUAGCAUUUCAGGUUGUAAACAUUGUUUUAUUUUUAAUAAAUAAUAGAUAACUUGAGACAAAAAGGACGAAUUAAUCACAAAAAAUGGCAGAGCAAGUAAAUCAACGUAUAGAGGAAAUGAUAAAUGAGCUGGAGCAGAUGCGAAGAACUAAUUUAUUCGACGAUGAAGAAAUAAGGGAUAUAUCGCGGAAACGUAAAGAGUUUGAGUACAAAUUACAAAGAAGGGUAAAACAGAAAGAAGACUUUGUUCAAUAUUUAGCUUACGAAUUGGCCUUGCUAGAAGAUAUAUCAUUAAGACGAGAGCAAGCCAAACUCACUGAAAAAAAGAACGAUAUUGAGUAUGCUAUAGCAAAGCGCCUAAACAAAGUUUUUAAGCAGUUCAUAUAUAGGUUUCAAAAUGAUAUUGAGAUCUACUUUGAAUAUAUAAAAUUUUGCAAGAGUGUUGGUUUUGAACAAGCUAUAUCUACAAUAAUAGGUCAAAUGUUGCAGAUACAUGGCGACAAACCCAAAAUGUGGCAAUUGGCAAGCAAGUGGGAGAGAAUUGAGCAAGAGAACCUGGCCACUGCUAAGCAGUUCCUUCUCAAGGGCAUACACAGACAUCCAGAUUCUGAUGUUCUUUAUUUAGAACUCUUUGAAACAGAACUGUUGAUGUAUUUCAAAGCUGAAUCAGAAGAAGAAAAGGAGAAACAAAUCAAAAUUGCAGAUGUUGUCUGGCGAAACGGAAUUACAAAUAUCCAUGAUGUAACAUUCUUGUUCAACCUCUGCGAUUUGUGCUUGAAGUAUGAUGCACACCAAUCAAUUACAGAUGAAAUAAAAAAAACAAUAUGGUCAAAAAGAGACCAAAAAGAAGUAUGGUCUUAUAUUGCAGCUAAGGAAUUAGAGGGUACUCAUUGGGAGGAAAUUGAAGAAUUUCUACAUGAAGAUUCACAUUUUCCCAAAAAACUUACGAAUUUCAUGAGUGUUUAUGAAGAGGCUUUACAAAAGUUUUUAGAUCAAAACUUAUGCACCAAAUACAUUCACAAUCUACUAGGAGUUACUGACUCCAUAUGCAGUGACAACCAAAAGAUUGAUGCUGUGAAGCAGGCAUGGCUAUUUGGACAUGAACAUGGCUUGCUGACCAAUGACAUGUAUGAAUUUGGCCUUGAAUUUCUGAAGCUGGAAGAUCAGUCACAAGAGGAACUCAAUGAGAUUUUAGAUGCAGCAUCAAAAGCAAAUCCACAACUAGUUUGUAUAUGGAAAGAAAAACUGUUACUGAAAAAAUCAGAUGAUAAAGCCAUGUUAUCUGUUCUUCAAGAAGCCUCCAAAGUGUUGAAAACAAAUGAUGCACUAGCUCUGUGGAAUCUCACAUUAGAUCACAUUAAUUCAGAUGAAACAUUAAAAACAUUGCACAAGAGAUUCCAGAAUUGCGAGAAUGUUGUUGUGUUGGCCAUCAAACCUAAACUCCUUCAAAAGGUCUAUGAUCAUAAUGGACUAAAGGCAGCUAGAGAUUUGUAUGAAGACUUAAUUAGAACUCCACCAACCCAACUUGAAGUACAUCAAAUAAUGAUAAGUAUAGAGAAAAGUCAAGACAAGUUGAAUGUAAAAAAUAUCAGGAAAUACUAUGAGUGUGCCAUUCAACAUCAUGGGAUUGAAGAUAUCAGUAUUUGGAUGGAUUAUAUGAAAUUUGAAAUAGAUUCAGGAAACAUUCAAGCACCUUCUACACUUUACAGAAGAGCUAUUGCUACUUUGAAGAAAGAACUUGUAGAUGAAUUCAUCAAAGCACAAACUUUAGCCAAAUUACAAUAAUAUGUAGGAUUAAAUGUAAAUAAUAAACUGUUGAC
Messenger RNA from Amyelois transitella, 1863 nucleotides. Its product is annotated as U3 small nucleolar RNA-associated protein 6 homolog. Gene Ontology annotation, molecular function: snoRNA binding; protein binding. Gene Ontology annotation, biological process: maturation of SSU-rRNA from tricistronic rRNA transcript (SSU-rRNA, 5.8S rRNA, LSU-rRNA). The coding region runs from base 128 to 1828 and encodes 566 amino acids. Gene Ontology annotation, cellular component: small-subunit processome; Pwp2p-containing subcomplex of 90S preribosome. Lineage: Eukaryota; Metazoa; Arthropoda; Insecta; Lepidoptera; Pyralidae. The record is from RefSeq and is a predicted model, not a curated record. The transcript is spliced from 8 exons.